Molecule: messenger RNA, 1614 nt
Organism: Eutrema salsugineum
Lineage: Eukaryota; Viridiplantae; Streptophyta; Magnoliopsida; Brassicales; Brassicaceae
Product: lysosomal Pro-X carboxypeptidase
Exons: 9
Coding region: 1-1509 (502 amino acids)
Biological process (GO): proteolysis
Molecular function (GO): serine-type exopeptidase activity; dipeptidyl-peptidase activity
Source: RefSeq, a predicted model, not a curated record
AUGCCUCUUCUAUUUGCAAUUCUCGUUCUAAUGACAACCUCAACAUCGUCAUCUUAUUCCAUCUCUCUUGCACCCUCCAAGAUCCCUCAACUUGGGAUGUCUUCAACAAAGCUAAAGAAUACACACGAUGCACUGACGCAAAAGGUUGAUAAAUCUGAUCUUGAAAUCUUCUACUUUAAUCAAGAUCUUGAUCAUUUCACAUUCACACCGAAAAGCUACAUGACCUUUCAACAAAGAUACGUGAUUGAUUCCCAGCACUGGGCUGGUGCUAAAGUGAACGCACCAAUCUUAGCGUUUCUUGGAGAGGAAUCUUCGUUAGAUUCCGAUCUGUCUGCCAUCGGUUUUCUUCGUGACAACGGUCCUCGCUUAAAAGCACUUCUCGUGUACAUAGAGCAUAGGUAUUAUGGGAAAUCGAUGCCAUUUGGAUCGGCAGAAGAAGCAUUGAAGAACGCGAGUACCUUGGGAUAUUUGAACUCGGCACAAGCCCUAGCAGACUAUGCGGCAAUUCUCUUGCACAUUAAGGAAAAGUACUCAACCAAACAUAGCCCUAUCAUUGUCAUAGGAGGAUCAUAUGGUGGAAUGUUAGCGGCAUGGUUCAGGCUAAAAUAUCCGCACAUAGCACUUGGGGCAUUAGCAUCUUCAGCUCCUCUUCUCUACUUCGAAGAUACUCGUCCUAAAUUUGGUUAUUAUUAUAUUGUAACCAAGGUUAUCAAGGAAACGAGUGAGAAAUGUUAUAACACAAUUUGUAAAUCUUGGAAAGAAAUCGAUAGAGUUGCUGCCAAACCCAAUGGCCUCUUAAUCCUCAGCCAAAAAUUCAAAACAUGCGGUCCAUUGAACGGAAGCUCUGAUAUCAAAGACUUCUUGGGUACGAUAUACGCAGAAGCUGUUCAAUACAAUCGGGGUCCAAGUUAUUGGGUGACCAGCGUGUGCCAUGCAAUCGAUGCCAACCCACCAACCCAUAAAAAUGAUUUACUCAAUCGGGUUUUCGCAGGCGCUGUCGCUUUAAUAGGCAACCGAACAUGCUAUGAUACCAAUAUGUUUUCGCAGCCCACAAACAACAGCAUUGCAUGGAGAUGGCAGAGCUGCAGCGAGAUAGUGAUGCCGAUAGGUUAUGACAAGCAAGACACGAUGUUUCAACUGGCGCCGUUUAACAUGACCAGUUUCAUUGAGGGGUGUAAAUCUUAUUACGGUGUCCCUCCUCGACCACAUUGGAUCAUGACGUACUUUGGCACUCAGGAUAUCAAGUUAAUUCUUAAAAGAUUUGGGAGCAAUAUUAUAUUCUCUAAUGGAUUGUCAGAUCCUUACAGCGUCGGCGGAGUUUUAGAGGAUAUUUCAGAUAGCAUAGUCGCCAUCAAGACAAAAAAUGGUUCACAUUGUCAAGACAUUAGCCUGAAGAGGAAAGGAGAUCCGGAGUGGUUGGUGAUGCAACGAGAGAAAGAAUUUAAAAUAAUUGAAUCUUGGAUUUCAAUGUACCAAAAAGAUCUAAGAGAUUUAAAUAUAUUAAUCUAAGUUUUGUUAUAAUAUAUGCAAAACAUAUAUAAAUCAAUAAUUUGUACUUGUAUUGGUUGAGUGGUCUAUGAACAUCGAUAUAAAAGCCAGUAUAUUUAGUGCAUC